AUGACGCCAUCACGUAUGGUAACAUCCCCGCCUACUGAGAAAUGACGUCACCACCAGAUUGGCGGUUGACGUCACGGGGCGAGAGGUCGCAGCUGGUGGCGCGAGGAGCAGGCGAGGGGCAGGAGGCGCUAGAGGUCCCUCAAGCAUAGCGAGGGCGGCCCCAUUCCAGGGUGGAACCGUGCAGUGAUGGUGAGGACCAAGAAGAAGAUCACAGAGCGCAGCACGGAGCGUGAAGUCCGUGAAGCUCGAGCGAGCCAAUGAGACUCCAGAGGAGGAGCUGGAGGAGGCUGCCCAAGAUUCCCCCGAGUACCUGGACGACGCGGAGCAAGGCUACAUCAAGAUGGAGUUCUCGGACGAGGACGUAGACCAAGACGAGGCGGCGGCGGCGGCGGGGCCGCUGUGCGAGCGCUGCAAGAAGGACGGCGUGGGCACGGGACGGGGCCGGCUCGGCUCCCACGGCCAGCAGAGCCGACGCGCCUGCGCCCACUGCGGAAAGUCCCUGCACGGCGCCACCUGGUCCAUCAACCGGCAGCAGAGGAGGAGGACGGCGACGGUCGAGGAGCGGCGCCUGCGCUCGGCCCGGGCCUCCGUCAAGGGCUCCGCGCAGGCGAACUCGAGCAGCAGCAGCAGCAGCAGCAGCGGCAGCAGCGUCAGCAGCGGAAGCAGCGGCGGCGGCAGCGGCGGCGGGAAGCCGGCGGGCGCGGCGCAGAAGGUGACGAGCGUGACGAGCGAGGUGAGGCACGUGUGCGACGAGUGCGGCAAGCUCUUCUCGCACUACUUCAAGCUGAAGCGCCACGUGAAGACGCACACGGGCGAGAAGCCCUUCUCCUGCAAGGAGUGCGGCCGCGGCUUCACGCGGCGCGCCGUGCUGGAGACGCACGCCAAGAUGCACACGGGCGAGCGGCCGCACUCGUGCGCCGAGUGCGGCCGGGCGUUCCUGCACGCGUCGUCGCUGCGCGUGCACGCCAAGAAGCACUCGGGCGAGCGGCCCUUCUCGUGCGGCGAGUGCGGCAAGGGCUUCACGCAGCGCUGCAUCCUGGACGCGCACGCCAAGAUCCACACGGGCGAGAGGCCGCACGUGUGCGAGGUGUGCGGCCGCGGCUUCCUGCACGCCUCCUCGCUCAAGGCGCACGCGCAGAAGCACACGGGCGAGCGGCCGCACGCGUGCGCCGAGUGCGGCAAGGGCUUCGCGCAGCGCUCGCACCUCAAGAGGCACGCGCGAUCCCACUCGGGCGAGAGGCCGCACGUGUGCGACGAGUGCGGCAAGGCGUUCACGCGGCCCUCCAUCCUGGCGACGCACGCGCGGACCCACACGGGGGAGUGGCCGCACGCGUGCGACGAGUGCGGCAAGGGCUUCGCGCACCGCUACAACCUGGAGACGCACUACAGGACCCACACGGGCGAGAAGCCGCACGUGUGCAAGGAGUGCGGCAAGGGCUUCUCCUGGAUCAACAACCUCAAGAGGCAUUCCAAAACGCACUCCGUCGACUGGAGCAAUUGAGAGUCGGGACGGCUGGCCGGGUGGCCGCGGGGCGGAGAGGUGGUCGGGAGGUGGUGGUGGUGGUGGUGGUGUUUGCCAGGCGGUGGUGGUGGCCAGGUGGCGGCGGCGGCGGCGGCGGUGGUGGCGGCCGGGGCAAGGCUUUGUUGGAGAAGGAAUCCAAACGAAGGAAUUUGCGCGAGUCGCUUAAGUGACGGCGGUCACGCCGGCGACUUCCCGAUUUCCGGGUUUUCUGAAUGACAUCUGAAAGAUCCGCAAAUGAUUUUUAGUCCCUCCCCCCUCGUUUGCAAAAUGUUGUACGAACCGCCGAGACGGAGCCACCUCCUCGCGUCUGUCACGCUGAGAGACGCGCCGGAGCGCGCUGCGUCCCUAGCCGUGUUGGGACAAAAACAACUCCGGGCCGGUUUUCGACCUCCCCCCCCCCCCCCCCACCCGGGGUUUUCGUCGCGCCGCGGAGCCGAGCUCGUCGCUGGACCUGACGCCGCCGAGGUUGCGGCUGCCGCUGAGGUCGCCCUCCCGCAGGCGCUGCGGACGAGCGGCGCGUUGAGCGGACGCCACGGCGAACUUGGCCGCCGGCCACGGCGAACGUGGCGGCGGUGGAGAGAGAGCGCGGACGUGGCGCCCCCCACCCACCCCCCCGCGGUUUGCGACUCUGUGAAAAGCGCCUCGCGGGUAGGGAAAGAGGCGGCGCAAGCAGCAACAGCAGCAGCAGCAGCCCAUACAGCCGCAGAUUCUGCAGCAGCGGGGCCAACGUGCAGCAGUUGCGGACUGAGCAGCAGCUGAUAAUGAAUUUCUAGCAGUGGCAGCAGCAGAUGCUGCAGCAGCGCAAAACGAUUGGACGGCAACAGCUGCCGGGAGCGGAUCAUGCAGCCGCGGGGAAUACUGUGCAGCUGCAGUUCUGUGAUAGCAGCCGCUGCGGCAGCAGAAUGUGCGGACUUCGAGGGUCCGGUUUGCGUGAAGCCUCGCGUGGCAUCCGGACUCGCGUGUCGUGCCGCAGAGGGCGAGCGGGGAUCGUGACGGUGCCGGACGAGGGCCGAAAGGUCACGCGCGCCAUCAACCAAACGAACACCGGGGUCACGCUGGGCGUGUGACUCGCGCGUCCACGGCCCGCGGACAACCUUCGGCGCAAAUGCUGCCGGGUUUUUCCCGGAUUAUGAUUAUUAGCGAGAGCACUCCACCCACAGCAUUGGGGCCGCAUAGCAUGGCUGAGGUGGUAAAUUAAAAGAGAAAAGUGUUCACUGCAUUCUCCGGAUUGUACGAAGAUGCACUUUGUCCCUCCCCCUGUGUUUUAGACCUUUAACGUUGCCGGGAGGGUUGUCUUAUAAUCGGGUGCGAGUGUGCGGUGGAGUGGUGGCACAUUGGUUAGCUCGCCGCGCUACGAGGCCUGCGACCCAGAGUUCUAUUACCAAUAACAGUGACUGCGAAUACCUUGAACCCGGUCCUGGGUCUCUUCUCCCCCCCCCCGCGUCGAAUGAGUACCUGGUGCGGUGUGUGUAGUCAACCUCGGCGCUGGUGAGACAAAGGCAGCCGGGCGUGGUGUUAACCACACCAUCCCUCCUCGUGUGCUGCACUUACCAUAACAGGCGCUUGCUCGCACCGCUCGUCCUAACAGCCUGUUACAGGCAACGCGGGGGAAUGAGGCCAGGUCUGCGCAACUUUGUCGACACUGGGCACACGUUUGGGGUGUGCCUUGCUUUUCCGGAGGGUCUUCCGAUCCGGAUUGAGACGAGCGUUAGGCGGUCGAGUGAAUUGGAAAUGGCAAAGGUCAGCCCCGUGAUUGGUUUUGGCCUCUCGACGCUACGUGGAAGUUGAUCUGUGGCGUUUGCCAUCCUCUUGAAACUUGUAGCGGUGUAUAACAACCGACGAUAAUCUUGCACGAAUUUAACAUAAGAUUCGUGAAUUGCCUGACGGAUUGAUUGCAUGCAUCGUGAAGCAUAAGACUUAUUUUUGCCGAAUCCGUAUGACGUGAAUAUUUACAUGCGCGCACACACACACUCACACGGGUAUGAGCUCGGUUGUAAUAUCUGUUGGGAUCGGUUUUUGUUGUUUGAAUAGUUUUUGAGGAAGUGCUGAACUUGUGACGGAAGCUCGCUCCCGAGUGUGGGCAACAAACAAGUACCUCUUGAAGGUGACAUAGAUGAGAGUGUUAAUGCCUUUCUUGAAUUGAGCGAGGUUACUCUGCGAACUUCGGGAUGUUGGGGGGGGGGGAUUGAGGCGGCGAUGAUGACGAUGAGAGGAGGGAAUUCCCAAGUGGAGUAGUGCAAGGGAAGAAGCAUUCGAAGAAGUGUUUGUGACUUUGUAGUGUGGUGCGUGAGUGAAUUAUGGAGCGAGUGGGUGAGUGAGUGAGUGGGUGGGGAUGGGUUGGGUGAGUUUGUGAGUUGUUGUGACCGGCAGGUGCGGUCGUUGGACAAUGUGAUGGGUGAGAUGAAACAGUCUGGUGGUCCGGGUCCUCAACAUGGAUAGAGGAAUUAUUGGGUGAGGUUCACGGAAUUGGUGGCCCCCGGGUGUUGUUUUUCGAGAGAGGUGGAAUAAAGCAGAAGUUGGCCCUGGAAGAUGGCCUCAGAACUAAUUCUGAAUCCCCUUGAGACUCUGUGAGGCUUAAUUAUACUUAAUGAAAUUAAGUAUCAUUUAUUGCAAUACACACACUGGGACUCCAAACAAAGACAACAAACGGGACCGAAUUAUUAUUCUAGUGGGAGAAACCGCCAUUGCCAGUCUGUCCGACUCAGCUGACUGGUUUGUUACUUGAUGUAUCAGACCUCUCCUUAAGUUCGUGGGAGAAUCUUUAGCGGAUGUGCCGAGCAUUUGGCUGUGUGGUUCCUCCUAAGAGAAAGCUGACAUGUGUUACACAGCCAUCGGCAAUGCACCGUGUUUCGGUUGGGAUCGUAUCUCAUUAGCAGCGACGCCUUCAGAUGCUUUACAGGAAGGCGGAUGGAUGCAGCAAUACCACUUGUUAUUUGGUACAGCAUGCUGCCACAGAGAUUGGCAACGGACUUUUGGAACGGCCACACGGCUUGCAAAUUGACGGCUGGGUUCAUUGGGCGUUCGGCCACGUUUGUUCUCGGCCGAUGAGUUGCUUUGUUGCCGCUGUUCAGCGGUCUUGGUGGAUGACAGCCACCCAUGGUGUUUGUUCUGCUCCGCGUGGAUCACAGUGACACUGGUGAGAUGUUAAACAAUACGGGGUAGGGCAAGAGUCGGUGAAAACGUGGGAGAGAGAGAGGCUAACACGGGUACGGCCCCCAUCGCCCUUUGAGGCCAUUUGUCUAUGGGUGUUGGUGCAGUUGGGUUGGGCAAAUUGCGGGUAUAAGGUCAGGUGAUGGCCAGAGUACAGAACGUGCUACGACAUAGUAGCAAUGUCCUAAGUUCGGUUUAAGAUCCGAUUUUCUCUUAACUCAAAGUAAAUAGAGCAUUACGACGAUGAAACGUACGUUUGGUCUGGAGCACUCGUCACAAUAACGCAGCCUAAUGACAAUAACAACGCUAAAAUCAACAUUACUAACAAACCAGCUGGGAUUUACCGAGUGAUGACGUGCCGGCAAUGUUGCAAUUGGGACGUCGCGGUGGCCAUGUUGUUUGAGAGAAAGUCACCUUGGUCAUGACGCUUGAGGGUUGUCUUGAGAAGCGAUUGUCUGGUCCAGUGAGAGUGAUGGUGCAACCCCUAGCAACGUGGCCAUGACGCCUGAGGGUUGUCUUGACAAGCGAUUGUCUGGUCCGGUGGGAGUGAUGGUGCAGUCCCUAGCAACGUGGCCAUGACGCCUGAGGGUUGUCUUGACAGGCGAUUGUCUGGUCCAGUGGGAGUGAUUGUGCAACCCCUAGCAACGUGGCCAUGCCGCCUGAGGGUUGUCUUGACAAGCGAUUGUCUGGUCCAGUGGGAGUGAUGGUGCAACCCCUAGCAACGUGGCCAUGCCGCUUGAGGGUUGUCUUGACAGGCGAUUGUCUGGUCCAGUGGGAGUGAUGGUGCAACCCCUAGCAACGUGGCCAUGCCGCUUGAGGGCUGUCUUGACAGGCGAUUGUCUGGUCCAGUGGGAGUGAUGGUGCAGUCCCUAGCAACGUGGCCAUGACGCUUGAGGGUUGUCUUGAUAGGCGAUUGUCUGGUCCAGUGGGAGUGAUGGUGCAGUCCCUAGCAACGUGGCCAUGACGCCUGAGGGUUGUCUUGACAGGCGAUUGUCUGGUCCAGUGGGAGUGAUGGUGCAACCCCUAGCAACGUGGCCAUGCCGCGUGAGGGCUGUCUUGACCAGCGAUUGUGUGGUCCAGUGGGAGUGAUGGUGCAACCCCUAGCAACGUGACCAUGCCGCCUGAGGGUUGUCUUGACAGGCGAUUGUCUGGUCCAGUGGGAGUGAUGGUGCAGUCCCUAGCAACGUGGCCAUGCCACCUGAGGGCUGUCUUGACAGGCGAUUGUCUGGUCCAGUGGGAGUGAUUGUGCAACCCCUAGCAACGUGGCCAUGAUGCUUGGGGGUUGUCUUUACAGGUGAUUGUCUGGUCCAGUGGGAGUGAUGGUGCAGUCCCUAGCAACGUGGCCAUGCCGCCUGAGGGCUGUCUUGAGAAGCGAUUGUCUGGUCCAGUGGGAGUGAUUAUGCAGUCCCUAGCAACGUGGCCAUGACGCCUGAGGGUUGGCUUGAUAGGCGAUUGGCUGGUUCAGUGGGAGUGAUUGUGCAGUCCCUAGCAACGGCUCUUACGAGUGUAUGGCUGUCACGAUCUCAGUACGACACCCAUACUUUGACUUUGGAUACGUUUUUUUCUACUUGUGACAUGUUAUGAUCGCUCUAUAAUUUUAGACUGCCCGUCAGGGGUCGUGGGAGUGAUGACGUCACCCUGAACAACGGGCAGUCCGGGACUUGAGAGAAUUACGAGCUCACUGCGACUCGUCACGUAACUUUAAGGAGUCGCGAUCUCGCUACCGGACUCCUUUAACAUUACUUUGACUUACAAUCAGUUUUCUCCUAAGCAACGAAUCUUAUUUGAGUUGAGAGUGUUACGAUUUCACCACUACGUCAUAUGUAAAGUUCAAGUAAUAACAUUCUCACUACGACACACUCAUUUUACAUUACUUUGAUUUGCAAUCAGUUUUCUCUUAAGGAAUCUUACUUUCGUUAAGAGUUAACGAUCUCACUGCGACAUAUGUAAGUUUAAGGCGUUACAAUCUCACUACAGUGCCCAACUUUUACCUGACUUUGACUCGCGAUCAGUUUCCUCUUCAGCAAGGACUUUUACUUUUAGACAGAGUUAUGACCUAUAUAAGUUUAUGGAGUUAUGAUCACACUACAACGUCCCCGUUCCACAGUUCUUUGACUUACGGAUUCGCCUCCUCUUCCGUCAGUUUUCAUCGUACCAUCAUUUGUAGCCUGGCGGACUUAGCGCGAAUCUUAAGGGCGUUUGAUGUACUCUAGCCCCCAGAGGUAGGUUAACAGGUGGGGCGGCGAGAGUAAAUCUACAAUAUGGAAAGAAGAAAAAGCAAAGUAGAUUGGUCGUGGAGUGGAGGGCUGUGGACAGGCAUUGUUUGGGCAGCAGUAAUCUCAUUUAUAUUGAUUUAUUUUGUUCUCCUGCUUUUUACUGGGGUUGCCGGCUUC
Molecule: messenger RNA, 7065 nt
Organism: Petromyzon marinus (sea lamprey)
Lineage: Eukaryota; Metazoa; Chordata; Hyperoartia; Petromyzontiformes; Petromyzontidae
Source: RefSeq, a predicted model, not a curated record